UGCUCUGUUUUGAGCGGCCACUAUGUACAAAUUUCUUUACGGAAAGGUGGCAGUCAUGUGGUGGAGAGAUGCUUACAAUCUUUUGGCAUGGAACAUGUGCUUCAAGAACUUCUCAAGAGUGACAAUAUUCACGAACUCUUACAACUUGCUCGAGAUCGAUAUGGGAACUACGUGGUCCAAACAGCGCUGACGGCCACAAAGCGUGCAGGUAGUCCCUCCCAUGGAAGUCUUGUAUGGCUCCUGAAACAGCAUUCGAAUGCUCUCCAGUCAGGUUACGGAAGCAAUGUCAUGAAGCUGAUUUCAAGUGGGUUUCCUUCAGAUGACUACGCCUGAUUUGAUUGCUGAAUAAAGAUACAACUUUGAUCGUGAAAGUAGUAGUGUUCUAUUUUUGUUGAGACUCUGUUAUUUUUAAUUGGAAUUAGUUGAGUUGCUUCUUUGUAACUGACUAAUAUUUUAGU
Molecule: messenger RNA, 458 nt
Organism: Juglans microcarpa x Juglans regia
Lineage: Eukaryota; Viridiplantae; Streptophyta; Magnoliopsida; Fagales; Juglandaceae
Product: putative pumilio homolog 7, chloroplastic
Exons: 2
Biological process (GO): post-transcriptional regulation of gene expression
Cellular component (GO): cytoplasm
Molecular function (GO): mRNA binding
Source: RefSeq, a predicted model, not a curated record